Pteronotus mesoamericanus is the source of this 1932-nucleotide messenger RNA. RefSeq names its product zinc finger protein 709-like. Lineage: Eukaryota; Metazoa; Chordata; Mammalia; Chiroptera; Mormoopidae. The record is from RefSeq and is a predicted model, not a curated record. Gene Ontology annotation, cellular component: nucleus. Gene Ontology annotation, molecular function: RNA polymerase II transcription regulatory region sequence-specific DNA binding; DNA-binding transcription factor activity, RNA polymerase II-specific. Gene Ontology annotation, biological process: regulation of transcription by RNA polymerase II.
GUUCCUUCUCGCUCCAGCUUCUGUGGGGUUUGCUAAUCUUCUGUCGUUAGCGGUCCCUGGUCGCUGUGCUUCAGCCUCCGUCCUGGUGUAAUCUGCGCUGGCAUGGGAGUCGUGGGAAGGACUCAGGGAAACCCAGGAAACCCAGAAAUGGACUCACUGGCCAUUGAGGAUGUGGUGGUGACCUUCACCGUGGAGGAGUGGGCCUUACUGGAUUCUUCACAGAAAAAACUCUACAAGGAUGUGAUGCGGAAAACCUUCAAGAACCUGGCCUCCGUAGGGAAAAAAUGGGACACUCAUGACAUUGAAGAACUGUAUAAAAACCAGGGAAGAAAACUAAGAAAUUAUAUGGUAGAGAAACUCUGUGAAAAUAAAGAGGGUAGUCAAAGUGGAGAAAACUUCACUCUUAUUUCAAAUAUGAAUCUGAACAAGAAAACCACUGGAGUGAAACCACAUGAAUGCAGCACAUGUGGAAAAGUCUUCAUGCAUCAUUCGUCCCUUAAUAAGCACAUCAGAUAUACUGGACACAAAUGUUACAGCUAUAAAAAAUAUGGGGAAAAGCUAUAUAAGUGUAAAGUGUGUGGGAGAGCCUUCAGUUAUCACCAAUGGGCUGAAAAACAUGAGAGAAAUCAUUAUAAAGAGAAAAAAUAUAAGUGUAAGGAAUGUGGGAAAACAUUUUGCGCUCAUGCAUCCCUUCAAACACAUAAAAGGAUUCACACAGGAGAGAAACCCUACAAAUGUAAGGAAUGUGGGAAAGCCUUCAUGUGGCAGACAGGAUUUCGGAGACACAUGAUAAUGCACGCUAGAGAUUCUCCAUAUAAAUGUAAGGAAUGUGGUAGAACCUUCAGUUGUUCCACUUCAUUGAGGACACAUGAAAGAACUCAUACUGGAGAGAGACCCUAUCAAUGUAAGGCGUGCGGAAAAGCCUUUAGAUCUUACAGUUCCUUACAAAUACAUGAAAGGACUCACACAGGAGAGAAACCUCAUAAAUGUAAGCAAUGUGGUAAAGCUUUCAAUUGUCCCAGUUCUUGCCGAAAGCAUGAAAGAGCUCAUACUGGAGAGAAACCUUACGAAUGUAAGGAAUGUGGGAGAACUUUUGGUGGUCUCUCAGGCAUUCGCGUACACAUGAUCACUCACACUGGGGAAGGACCUUAUAAAUGUAAGGAAUGUCAUAGAGCUUUUAUUUCUCCCAGUUCAUUUCGGAUACAUGAAAGGAUUCACACUGGGGAGAAACCCUAUAAAUGUAAAGAAUGUGGUAAAGCCUUUAGUUAUUACUCUUCUUUUCAAUUACAUGAAAGAACUCACACUGGAGAGAAACCAUAUGAAUGCAAGGACUGUGGGAGAAGCUUCCCUCGUUACCAAACCUUAAAACGGCACAUGGGAGUGCACACUGGAGAGAAACCCUACGAAUGUAAACAAUGUGGUAAAGCCUUCAGGUAUUAUCUUCCCUUCCAAAAGCAUGAAAGAAGUCAUUCUGAAGAGGAAACCUGUGCAUGUAAGCAAUGUGGUAAAACCUACAGAGAUUACAGUUCCUUAGAAACACAUAAAAGAACUCAUAAUGGAGAGAAACCCUAUGAAUGUAAACAAUGUGGUAAAGCCUUCAGAUGUUUAUCUUGGUUUGGGAAACAUGAAAGAACUCAUACUGAGGGGGGACCUAAUGAAUGCAAGGAAUGUGGGAAGGUCUUCUCUCGUAACCAAACCUUAAAAAUACACAUGAGGGUGCACACUGGAGAGAAACCCUACAAAUGCCAACAGUGUGGUAAAGCCUUCAGAUAUUCCUCUUCGUUCAGAAUUCAUAGAAGAAAGCGAAAGAAAUCUUUGGAAUGUAAGCAGUGUGGUAAAGCCUAUGAUUCCUUAAAAACACAAAAAACCUCAUGGGAAGCCCUAUUGAUACCAGAGAUUUGGAAGACCUUCAGGUGUUAUCAAAGUUUCUGA